CCAUUGACACGUACACACAAAAUCCACGCAUUACCAAAGAAUAAGUAGCAUGUAACACAUGUGUGUGCGUAGCUUACCGACCAUCAACCAAAGCCAAUGCAACCGUGUGCAAUCAUGGCACAGUUAAUCACCCUGAUAUCGCUUAUAUUCCUCAUAUUUUUAGCCAAAACUUUUAUCAAAACAGCAGAGAGCCAGAGUGAAGAUUAUACCGCACCAAUUUCGACGUAUGAUGAGUGGUAUCAGAGCGGUAUGAGUUCCUACACGAAUGGCGACUGGGAGGACACAAUUUACUACUUCGAGAAAUCUCUCGAGGAGUUUAAAUUCUACCGGAAGGGGCUCGUGGAGUGCCGCCUGAAAUGUCGCAAUUUAACCCGUAACCCGGCCCUGCUGAAUGUGGACACGGCCGUAGAUGAGAUGAAAUAUUUUCAGGGACUUUUUAUGAAAGCGAACUGUGUGAGGAAAUGUAAGUUGGAGAAACUUGGAAAUAGACCGCAGAUAAUCAACCAAGAUGUGACUGAUAAGUUUCUAAGUAGAAUGCCGUAUAGCUACCUGCAGUUUGCUUACUACAAGAGUUUUGAGUAUGAGAAGGCAGUAGCCGGCGCCUACACAUAUCUACAAUGGAACCCGGAUGAUGAGAUUAUGCAGAAUAAUCUAGAUUAUUAUCGGAAUCUACAUGGGAUUACCGAGGAGCACCUAGUGGAUUUAGAAGAGCAGCUUCAUCAUAAAUAUUUUUUGGUGGGAUACGGCGCGUACCAGGCUGGAGAUUUCCCUGUGGUGAUCCACAACAUGGAGGACUCUCUGAAGGAGUAUUGGAAGGCGGAUGAUGAAUGUCGAGCCCUCUGUGAGGGCAAAUAUGAGAACAGGGAAUUCAUGGAUCUUUAUGAAGCCAUUUCUAACCAUUAUGCGUCAGUUCUCUUCUGCAAGAGCCAGUGUGAAGAAUGGAAUUCCAGAAUGCAGGGGAAGUACGUGGAGAACUACCUAGCGAAUCAUUUUCACUUCCUGCAGUUCGCUUACUACAAAGAGAGGAAAGUUGAGAAAGCUGUCGAAGCCGCCGCCACCUUCCUCGUCCUGGUCCCGAAUGACUCGACGAUGAUCUCCAACAUGGAGUUCUACGAAGAGGAAGAAGGCACCAAUAAGUACACUAUCAAACCUAUUGAGGAGGUGGUUGAGUACCAGAAGAGGAAAGACAUGGAGGUUAAGAUGCUCCAGUUUGCCAAGAUGAGGUUCUGGGGCGAGGAGGAUCAAGAGUACUUGGUGGAGACCUACAUAGACGGUGCUAAGGAGAUGACGUACACCGAGGAGGCAGAGCCUAUCAAUCCAGAUGAAGUCCGCCUCCGUAUCAACUCGGUCAUCGAAGACCGUCUUGCGCAAAGCUGGGCUGACCUCAACAUCAAUGACCGCGCCGAGUAUUUGAUGAAACCGGAGGAAGUCUGGGAUGAGGGAGAUCUAAACGACGAUGCGGAGAUGGGUAUCGUUGAGCAUUUUCCUGAGGGGGAGAAUUAUGGAAAGCCAAAAGAAGUCUGGCCGGAUGCGGAGGAUUUUUUAGACGAAGAGGAGGAUGAUGAUUUUAUGCGGGAGUACUCGCCGGAGCCCAGAGUUGUUUACAACGAUGGGACGGAAGAUGUUAAGGAUGAAGAUGUUAACGAUGGAGACGUUGACGAUGAACGUGCUAAAGAUGACGCUAAGGUGCUACGAGAUUCGCGCAAUGAGGAGAAGUCAGUUAAAGAUUCUCCCAUUAAGGAAAAUACCAAAGAGGGAAGUCUGAUUGGCGAUAAUCUUCCAAGUGCGGAAGAAAAUUCAGACAAACCGUCAACUGCGGACAAAGAAAUCUAUGAGGAUCCUAACCUUGGUUAUGACAUCAAGGAUAAUAGUAAUAUGAACCUGCCUAACCUAAAGCCGACAGACGCAGACACCGAAUCAAAAACUGUCGAGAAAGAGAAAGUAGAUUUUACCAAAAAUGGAUUAACGAACAGAAAGAAGAGGCGACCGUUAUCAAAAGAUCUCAAUGAAACCUCGCAGGAGAGUGGAGCAAAUUUCAGGUUGAGUAGGAACAACACGGAAGAAGUAGAAAGUGUCUCAGCGUUGGAGAAAUUAAGGAUCGUCGCUAAAGAGCAAGACCUCUUACCGAGCGGUCCGCCGAGGUUUGGGCCGUCCAUUAAUGGAAAGAAAGAGGUCGAGGGAGAAGCGCCGGAGGAGGUGCCUUCGUACGUACCGUCUCUUGACGGCGUCAAGCUCUACAUGAAUGCAGGAAUGCUAAACGGGACUAGUAGGAUGGCAGCUGAUAAUAUCGCAUCGCAGUUGGAGUGUGAUAACCUGUUGAAACUUAUGGAGAUUGAAUCAAAGUACGGUGACGGCUACAAUGGCAAAGCCUACCCUCAUACAAAGUUUGAAUCGUUUGAAGGCAUGACUGUUGGAGUGGCCGUCCAUGCUGCCAAGGUUGGUAGAGUUCCUCUUAUCCUACCAGCAACCUACAUGCACUUGGCGGAGAAGAGUCGUAUCUUUAUGAAGAAGUAUUAUAACUUGAAGAAGGAGCUGUACUUCUCUUACACACAUCUUGUUUGUCGGACAGCUGAGCCAGAUUCCACCGCCAGUCGUAACGAUCCCAGCCACCCCAUCCAUGCCGAUAACUGCCAGAUCGACGAGAGGGGAGUCUGCCAUAAAACCUCCACAUCAUUCACCUGGAGAGACUGGAGCGCCAUUUUGUACCUCAACAAUAACUUCGUCGGUGGGGACUUCGUCUUCGCCCAUCCCAAUUUCACGAUCCAGUCCAUCGUCAAUCCAAAGUGCGGACGUCUUGUGGGCUUCUCAGCAGGCGUUGAGAACCUCCACGGCGUCAAAGGCGUCAUAUCCGGACGGAGGUGUGCCCUCGCUCUCUGGUUUACCGAAGACCCGCGCUACCAGGAGAGCGAGUUUAAUGCGGCCAUGGAGACGUUUCGAGAAACGUGGGAGGAGCAGGAGACCAUGAAGAGAAGUAGAAAAACCGCAGAGAGGACAGAGUUAUGAGUUAUGGUCGUCUAACGUCUCCAUAGAAGUAGACACUGGAGAAUGCUGAGCUCGACUUCCCCGUGUGUCAUAUCGCACAAUACGCGUGUAUGGCAAAAAUGAUCCUCACGCGACAUGCGUGUUUGGCAAAAUGGCAACGCACUGUAGACCGUUUCGAUGUGUUUUCAUUGGUCGAUGUUCGUGACGUCUUCUGAAUGAAAAAAUUCUAUCACUGACGCAUGUGUUUGGCUAAAGAGUCACAUAAUAACAUAUGCUAAUUUUGCCAUACUCGCGUUCAAAAAAUGUCGUACGCGCAACAAUAAAAAUAAACUCACAAAAUGUACUCUACAAAACUGCAGGCACAAUGUCGCGCUCUGCAUUCUCCGGGUUCUAUUUCUAUGAUUGUCUCAGAACUUGGUCGCUUCUCAGGUCGUAUCUGAAAAACCGGCUACAGCUACGAUUGUUGCUAAGUUCUAUACUACAACAUUAGUUGCUUCUAAGGCCGUAUCCGAAUAAGCGGCUACAGCUACAGUUAUGGCUGUUGGUAAGGGUGUCGCUAUCACCCUAAGCGUGAAAAAGAAUCACUGAUUUCUCAACAAGAUACUAUUUGAUAUAGAACACACAGAACAUAAAUAUGACUUGUCUGGUUACAAACAGCAAACAAACAUAAACAAUCGGCUGGCUCAGCCGCGAUUUCCCAAUGCUUGCAGACCCGCCCAGGCUAUACUGCAGAAAUGGCAUUGCCUUUGCUAGAUGUAGAGGAGGCACUGUACUGUUAGUUGUGAAAUUAAAGUUGAAAAAAAUACUCAAAGCAGGCGUUGAAGACACAACACAGAGCUUCGUUAAGUUUUUAUUAUAAAUACCCGUAAUACCAAAAAAGGUUUGUCAAAAUUUCAGACACAAGCAUGUGGUCAUUUUUAAAAACACAUUUUGAUACACUUUGCUUACCAAAGAAAAAGGUGACCAACAAAUUUUUGUAAUAUUUGUUCUAUACAUUUUUUAUUCUUUAACUGGUACCUUUUGCAAAGUAGCUUCGUGAAAGACAGACUCUCUCGUCAAACCGCAAUUCUUUUCCAGUUUGUGAACUUGUCCUUUUGCUGGUAACUGUCUAGUAAAGUUAAAGCAUCAAAUUAAUGGUUCGUCUAGGUUUACCCUCUUGCCAUGCUUUAUCCUACUCGCAUUAUGUGUUUAAAAUCACACCCUAACUGCCCGACAACCACCUUCACAAUUUGUAUAAUAAUAUAAUAAUAAUAACCGUAUUUAUAACGCGCCUUUUGCCAAAGGAUACAAAGCGCCAGG
Asterias rubens (European starfish) is the source of this 4281-nucleotide messenger RNA. Its product is annotated as prolyl 3-hydroxylase 1-like. Gene Ontology annotation, molecular function: iron ion binding; protein binding; oxidoreductase activity, acting on paired donors, with incorporation or reduction of molecular oxygen. The transcript has 10 exons. The record is from RefSeq and is a predicted model, not a curated record. Bases 97 to 3003 code for a protein of 968 amino acids. Gene Ontology annotation, biological process: collagen metabolic process. NCBI's taxonomy places the organism in Eukaryota, Metazoa, Echinodermata, Asteroidea, Forcipulatida, Asteriidae.